CGGAGCCGGGAAGUUGGGUGAAGGGCGCUGCUCCCGCCGAGGAGGAGGCGGCGGCUGGGUGCGGGCCGCGCCGCUCAGGUGUCCGCUCCGCCCUCUGGUCUGGAUUUGGUUCUGCGUAUCUGGCGAGAAGGGGCCUCCCACACCUCACCCGAUUGCUUGGCCGCAGCGCGGCGCGGACUUUUACCGGAGGCGGGUCCGUCAGUCCCGGCGGCGGACCGACGGGCCGACACCGGGGGAAGAGGGCGGCGGCCUCGGCGGAGGCGGGUCCCGAACUCCGGAGGCAGCGGCGCGGCUUUGGGGGCGAGCAUGAGCCCCCGGGGGCCGAGAGGGGGCCGCAGGGGCUGACCUGGCAGGGGAACGGCCUGGCCCAGCCAUCUUGACUGCGCACCGCGGCCCGAAAGGAAACUUGCUGCGCCGCCGCCCUCUGUGCCCGGCAAAGUCACCGGCGCCGGCGCCGCGCGGAGAAGUGGCCCGGCGCGCGGGAGAGAAAGCGAACGAGGGACGGACGAUGAGCCGGGGCCAGCCUCGCUGCUCCGCGAGGGCUGAGCUCGACCGGGAGUGAGCAGGGAGACCCUCGGGGACUGGCGUGCACUCCUGCAGCCGCCCGCGUCUCCCCGGAGCGGCGGAAAGGAGGUGCGGACCGCGCCGUGUGGACGCGUCCCGCGAAGGGACUAGGUUACCGGCAGAUCCCGUCCCGUGAGAGGCAGAAGAGAGAGCAGCAGGACACCCGCCCUCCUCUUCUCCGGCCUUCUCGCCGGAUCCCCCGGCGCCCCUCCGCGCGCCGCCUGGAGGGCGAGGGCUCAGGGCUGAGGCGCGCAGCAUGGAGUGGGGUUACCUGUUGGAAGUGACCUCGUUGCUGGCCGCCUUGGCGCUGCUGCAGCGCUCGAGCGGCGCGGCGGCCGCCUCGGCCAAGGAGCUGGCGUGCCAGGAGAUCACCGUGCCACUGUGCAAGGGCAUCGGCUACAACUAUACCUACAUGCCCAACCAGUUCAACCACGACACGCAGGACGAGGCGGGCCUGGAGGUGCACCAGUUCUGGCCGCUGGUGGAGAUCCAGUGCUCGCCCGACCUCAAGUUCUUCUUGUGCAGCAUGUACACGCCCAUCUGCCUGGAGGACUACAAGAAGCCCCUGCCUCCCUGUCGCUCCGUGUGCGAGCGCGCCAAGGCCGGCUGCGCGCCCCUCAUGCGCCAGUACGGCUUCGCCUGGCCCGACCGCAUGCGCUGCGACCGGCUACCCGAGCAGGGCAACCCCGACACGCUGUGCAUGGACUACAACCGCACCGACCUCACCACGGCCGCGCCCAGCCCACCGCGCCGCCUGCCGCCGCCACCUCCCGGCGGCGCGGGCGGGCGCGGGGAGUAUGAGGAGCUGGGCGCCGUGGAGCAGCACGUGCGCUACGAGACCACCGGCCCGGCGCUGUGCACAGUGGUCUUCCUGCUCGUCUACUUCUUCGGCAUGGCCAGCUCCAUCUGGUGGGUGAUCCUGUCGCUCACGUGGUUCCUGGCGGCGGGCAUGAAGUGGGGCAACGAGGCCAUUGCGGGCUACUCUCAGUACUUCCACCUGGCCGCGUGGCUCGUGCCCAGCGUCAAGUCGAUCGCCGUGCUGGCGCUCAGCUCCGUGGACGGCGACCCGGUGGCCGGCAUCUGCUACGUGGGCAACCAGAGCCUCGACAACCUGCGCGGCUUCGUGCUGGCGCCGCUCGUCAUCUACCUCUUCAUCGGCACCAUGUUCCUGCUGGCCGGCUUCGUGUCGCUCUUCCGCAUCCGCUCGGUCAUCAAGCAGCAGGGCGGCCCCACCAAAACGCACAAGCUGGAGAAGCUCAUGAUCCGCCUGGGUCUGUUCACCGUGCUCUACACUGUGCCCGCCGCCGUCGUGGUCGCCUGCCUCUUCUACGAGCAGCACAACCGCCCGCGCUGGGAGGCCACGCACAACUGCCCGUGCCUGCGGGACCUGCAGCCGGACCAGGCGCGCCGGCCCGACUACGCCGUCUUCAUGCUCAAGUACUUCAUGUGCCUCGUCGUGGGCAUCACCUCGGGCGUGUGGGUCUGGUCGGGCAAGACGCUCGAGUCGUGGCGCGCCCUGUGCACCCGCUGCUGCUGGGCCAGCAAGGGCGCCGCGGGGGGCGGGAGCGCGGGCGACGUCAGCACGGGUCUGACGUGGCGCUCUGGCACGGCCAGCUCCGUGUCCUAUCCAAAGCAGAUGCCGUUGUCCCAGGUCUGAACGGAGGGGAGGGGGCACCGGGGAGGAACGGGGAGGGGGCGAGGAGACCAAGUGCUGCGAAGGGACACUCGACGGGCUGAGGUUCCCACCCCUUCACCGUGUUGAUUGCUAUUAGCAUGAUAAUGAACUCUUAAUGGUAUCCAUUAGCUGGGACUUAAAUGACUCGCUUAGAACAAAGUACCUGGCAUUGAAGGCUCCCAGCCCAGCCCUCUCUCCUCCAUUGAUUUGCGAGGAGCUCCUCCCGCCAGGCGUUAAUUUCUGCUGGCAGAGGAGGGUGGACUCUGCUGCGUCUCCGGAGCCCAAGGUUUGGAGCCCUUGCUGGUUGCCGCUUGCUGAGCUUGAAGCCAGACCUACAGAUUUCCCCUGAGGAAGCUGUCUUUCUCCCCGCACUCUCCUGCGCGAGCUCUUACUCCUAACAUACCCUAGACGAGGGAGGACCGCGACCUAACCGGAUUGCACGGUUUGGGUAUUCUUAAUGACCAGGCACAUGCCUUAAAUAAACAAGAAAUGUCUUAAUUAUACACCCCAAGUAAAUACGGGUUUCUUACAUUAGAGGAUGUAUUUAUAUAAUUAUUUGUCAAAUUGUAAAAAUGUGUAAAAUAUGUACAUAUCCAAAGAUAUACAGUCUGUACAUUUUUUGUAAAAAGUUUAGAGUCCACCCCUGUAAGAACAAAUAUAAGUAUUCUAUUUUGUCAAUAAAAUGACUUUUGAUAAAUGAUUU
This is a messenger RNA of Ceratotherium simum simum (southern white rhinoceros), 2942 nucleotides long. The record is from RefSeq and is a predicted model, not a curated record. Lineage: Eukaryota; Metazoa; Chordata; Mammalia; Perissodactyla; Rhinocerotidae.